Molecule: messenger RNA, 1266 nt
Organism: Tuber melanosporum (Perigord truffle)
Lineage: Eukaryota; Fungi; Ascomycota; Pezizomycetes; Pezizales; Tuberaceae
Exons: 4
Coding region: 1-1266 (421 amino acids)
Biological process (GO): L-arginine biosynthetic process; L-ornithine biosynthetic process
Cellular component (GO): mitochondrial matrix
Molecular function (GO): L-glutamate N-acetyltransferase activity, acting on acetyl-L-ornithine as donor; L-glutamate N-acetyltransferase activity, acting on acetyl-CoA as donor
Source: RefSeq, a predicted model, not a curated record
AUGUCACUCCGCCUAAAGCGCCCACUCAUCAAACGUCUUCCAAACGCACGCAACUACACCACCGCAAACCCCACCAGCGCCUCAACCCCCAACGCAAAAUGGAAAUAUGUACCCCAAUUCGGCACAUACCCUAAAGGUUUCAAUGUGGGCGGGAUCCAUUGUGGUGUAAAGAAGGACGGCAAGUCUCUCGAUCUCGCACUGGUGACAUCCGAACUGCCAUGUUCCGCGGCGGCAGUGUUCACAAAGAACGUGUUCAAGGCGGCGCCUGUGCUGGUGAGUCGGGAGAUGUUGAAUGCUAGGAGGGGAAGCGGGGUUCGGGGUUUGGUCGUGAACAGUGGCUGCGCGAACGCGGUUACCGGGAAGGGGGGGUUGGAGGAUGCGAUUGCUAUGGGGAAAGCCGUGGAUGGCUUGGUGGGAGAGGGGGAGGCAAGCACUGUUGUUAUGUCCACAGGGGUUAUUGGCCAGAGACUGCCGAUACAGAGGAUUCUCGAUGGGAUACCCAAUGCUUACAAGACCGUGGGAACUUCGCAUGAGGCUUGGUUGAACACUGCGAAGGCUAUCUGUACAACUGAUACCUUUCCCAAACUCUGUUCCAAAAGCUUCAAAUUCCCAGGAUCUCCUACGGAGUACUCAAUCGCUGGUAUGGCUAAGGGGGCUGGCAUGAUUCAUCCUAAUAUGGCCACGCUGCUCGGAUUCAUGGCCACUGAUGCACCUGUUUCUCCGGAUGCGUUACAGAGUAUCCUUGGGCACGCUAUUGAGCGUUCCUUCAACGCAAUCUCUGUAGAUGGGGAUAUGAGCACGAACGACACAGUAGCUCUUCUCGCAAACGGUGCUGCCGGUGGGGAAACAAUCGAGAUCGGCACCGAGGGGGAAAAAGUCCUCAGAGCAGUGGUGACGAGAUUUGCGGAAGAGUUGGGUAAACUUGUGGUCAGGGACGGAGAGGGAGCGACGAAAUUCGUGACUGUUAGUGUGAAAGAUGCAAAUAGCUUCGAAGAUGCCAAACAAGUUGCUUCAACAAUUGCUAGAUCACCGCUUGUUAAGACGGCGCUCUACGGAAGAGAUGCUAACUGGGGUCGUAUCCUUUGCGCAACGGGGUACUCCGGAGUUGAAGGGGUUGUACCGGAGAAGACAAACGUUUCUUUUGUUCCUACCGAUGGAUCUCCGGAGCUGAAGUUGCUUGUUAAUGGAGAGCCGGAAAAUGAUCUAGAAAUCCUAGUGUCGUUAGGAACUGGUAAGGCUUCCCACUGUCCAUUUCGUUUCUCAUAG